GGUCACAGCGAGUUGCGUCACUGUGACGUUGCGACUGAAGGAGCGGGCGCGGCGUCGGGCGGCCCGGACCGGCCUUUGAAUCGGAAAGCGCGGGAGCGGCCGGGGGUCCCGGAAUGCGGGGUGCGGGCGGAGAGGGGGCUGUGCAGCAGCCGCCAGGCUUCUGGUUCAUCCGCAAGGUGUUCAGUUGGCGAGCAGCAGCUGCAAUUGCAUGGUCUGUCCUGUUGUUGCCUGUCUCCACGACUGUAUUUGUAAUGUUUAGUCGACCGAAUGUGUUCCAUCCAGUUCAGUGGAUUACAGAGACAUUGAACCACCUGAAUAGUUCUUGCAUAAUGUUUUCAGUCCUGGUGUUGUGUGGAGCUGUAGUGAUUAUUGGAAUCUUCAAUAUGGAAUAUUAUACAGUGGAGCCGUCUAUUCCAUGUAGUAGGAUAGCGCUCAUAGGAAAUGUGUUCCAUCCUCAUCGGUUCAUUCAUUCGGUGGUACAUGCAGUGAUGGGGAUGCUGAUGGCGUGGUGUGCAGCUGUCAUAGCUGGGGGGCGUUACCAGAUGAUCAGUGUACCUUGCUCAUCUCAAGACGGUUCUGCAUCCAGUAGCAACAUGUGCCUGAAUGAGUUUCACGUUUUCUUACUGAUGGAAGGAGCAUUUAUAGGAUACAGUUACAGUCUGCUUUAUUUUGUUAACAACUUCAAUUAUUUAUCUUUCCCAACUCUGCAGCAAUUCAAGUACCUGCGUUUCAAAGCAAACCUGUCACUGGUCAUUAAAUACAGUGCUGUGCAGUCACUGUAUUUCCUCAGGAAUUACUGCAUCCUUUACUACUUUCUAGGUUAUGUGCCAAGAGCUUGGAUAAGUGCCUCAACAACUCUUCAAAAAGACAGCGCACAGCAUUCUCUGGACACCCUGACUGGACUGCUUGACUUGCCGCUGCUCUACACAACCUGGUUAAGUGGUACAUUUCUCUUGGUUACCUGGUACAUUACAUGGGUGCUCUUUAAAAUCUUCGUUACAGAGGUAUUCCAAUUUUCUGUGCAGUCCAGUUUUGGAGAGGAAGCUGAUCAGUGCCUUCCUAAAGUUCUAACUGCCAAUGUUUCCCCUUGUGUAAAGUAUCUUGCGUUGCAAGAUUUGGCCUUGCUUUCCCAGUAUUCGCCCUGCCGAAGACAAGAGGUAUUCAACCUUAGCCAGCCAGGUGGCCAUCCUCAUAAUUGGAUAGCCAUAUCAGGUGAAUGCUUAGCCUUGCUAAACGACCUAACACAAAAGCUGAUUGAGUAUCAGGAAGCUGUUGCUGCCAAUGGUCGAAUCAAACUGUAUCCCAUUCCUGGGGAAAGUCACCAGUCAAGUACAUCAGAAACUUCCUGCCUUGAAGAACCUGCCAGCUACCAGCCUUCCCUAAAGACCCCAUUCUUUACUCGUUUUCCCCAAAGCCCUCUGGGUUCAUCAAUGAACAAAUCUUCAUCCUUGAGGAGCCUCCUUAGUCUCCCCUUUACACCAGAUUUGGGCAGUCCUUUUGACUCGUCUGCUGUGAACCGCUUGAAUGACUUGGGAUCUCCUUGCUAUGGUUCUGUACAGAGCCCUCGUUUAGUGAAGAGGGGGCCAAAACUUUGGUCAUCAGCUUCUGGUUCCACAGAGUACUUGGCAAGCACAAGUCAAUUUGCUGGUCAAACUGCCCAGGUUGGCAGCAGAACUCCUGAAGUAACCAAGCACAGUCCCAUUUCAGAAUGGAUACUUCAGAGACAAGAACAGGUCAAAGCUUUUGUGUUGAAACGGGGGCCGGUAAUGUAUUUAUUUAACAAGCUUCCAGAAGCUUCAAGUCAGGCCUUGUUUGCGAACAGUCAAGCACAUAUUUGGGCUCUUGAAGCCCUAUCCCAUCUUGUGGCAGCCUCGUUUACAGAGGACAGAUAUGGUGUAGUGCAAACAACGCUAUCAUCAAUUCUGUGUGCCAUGCUCUCUCUCCAGGAGGCCGUUGACAAACAUUUUAAACUACCUCAUGCUUCUAGCAAGCCAGCAAGAUCCACUGGUACUCUGAUAGAUUCUUCUUACAAGACUCUGAGAUUUGCCCUUCGUGCCUCCCUGAAAACUGCAAUUUACAGGAUAACCACCACCUUUGGAGAACACUUAAAGGCUGUCCCGCUUUCGACAGAACACAGAAAAAGGCUGCAGCAGUUUCUGGAAUACAAGGAAUGAAGUCAAUUGAAAUCUUCCAGACUCAAUGAUCACAGGGUCAAAACUUUAUACCACACUACCAGCAUUGUCCGUUUGUUGUUCUAAAGUUCCCUUUUAUAUUCUGACAAGUGUAGGAUUAUUUUCUUCUUUCAAACUGUUAAGAACAAUCCUGAGAUUUCCCUGUUCAUGGGGAGAGACUUCUCAGCUCAAAAUUUGGUAAUUUUUUACAUCUUUACAGUGUGUGUGUAUUUCUUUUGAAAUGCUGUUUGGAAUUUAGCAAGGUUAUACUUAAGGUUCUAAUAAUUUUUAACAUCUGUAUCUAUGCAUAUCUAAAUAACUUGGCUGAACUUUCGACCAAGUUAAAAUAGACCACUUUCACAAGCCAAAUAUUGAAAAUAUCAUGGAAAAGCAAAAACAACUACUGAUUCUGCAAACCUGGAGAAGACCAUAAAAUGCAGGAAAUGUUUGACAUCUGAGGAGCGUGUUUUGUGUCGCAGAGAGGAGUUUGGAUGGAGACCAAGUGAGAUGAGAUUUGACAGCUGGGAGAAGGUGAUGGUAAAAGUAGUCUGAUUGGUCUGGAGGAGAUGUAAGUAGUAGGAGGUGAAGGUGAACAUAGAAAUUUCAGAUAACCAGCAUACCUUAAUUGUAUUAGAACUGGCCAGUAACAUUAACUGUUUUCCUCUCCAUGGAUGCUGCCUGAUCAGCCGAAUGUCUUCAGCCUUCUCUUAUUUCAGAUUUCCAGCAAUUUCAGUGUUUUUGUUUAAUCUCAUUCUCAUUUGUUUCCUUCUAUUUGCAUCUCCUUCAGACAGAUCUGUGCUGAUUAAUCAGACUUCAACUUUCUCACUCAGCUGAUACCACCAUCUGUGUUGUUUAGUUCCUCUGUCUUUGCCCUAAUGCACGUUUUUUUGUAACCCUCCCCCUUCUCUGCAACUUAAAAUGUUUGAUUUCUAACGUUACCUGGUACCUCCUGAAAGGUCAUCAGCUUGAAACAUUAACUGCUUCUCCCUCCACAACUCCUGGAUAAUCUACUGAGUGAUCACAAGAUCACGACAAGGGAGCAGAAGCAAUAUUUUCUAUUUAUUUUGAGUAUGUUUUGUAUGUGAAUCUGUUCUCUAAAUAUUCAGAUUGCAUGGUACAUUACUCAGUAAACAAUGGCUGUUACCUACUUCUAGAUGCAGCUCUAGUUGGCAAGUAUUCACACAGAAUAUGGCCUUGUUAUCUUAAUGUAUUUCUACAGUGAAAAUGAAGAAUAAAUGUAUGUAAAAAUAAUUAAGUUUAUCAAGAAUAAAAUGGUCUGACUUUU
This is a messenger RNA of Pristis pectinata (smalltooth sawfish), 3456 nucleotides long. It is a transcript of the gene ndc1, whose product is annotated as NDC1 transmembrane nucleoporin. Gene Ontology annotation, biological process: nuclear pore organization. The record is from RefSeq and is a predicted model, not a curated record. Bases 114 to 2174 code for a protein of 686 amino acids. The transcript has 18 exons. Gene Ontology annotation, molecular function: protein-macromolecule adaptor activity. NCBI's taxonomy places the organism in Eukaryota, Metazoa, Chordata, Chondrichthyes, Rhinopristiformes, Pristidae. Gene Ontology annotation, cellular component: nuclear pore transmembrane ring.